GUUUGAAGUGCAUGUUGUAGACAGUACUGCCCGCGUGAUUAAUGUGCGAAACAACGGGAUGUUUCGUAAUGGUCAUCCUAUAAAGUUUCAGACAAGGUGCUGAGAUUUUACGUACUGUACAUUUAGAGAUAUAGGGAAGAAACCUCAAUUGGAAAUGGAUUAAUGGGUAAAUAAGUUGGGAUUGUUGGUGUAUGGGGUAUAAGACACCUCUCCAGCUGCUGGAUCAGAGGAUAGUAGCUUCAGCAACAGUAUUUCACAUGGUUUUAAGCUGCAACCAGGCAGACCACAAGAUAUCAAUCACUGCACCUUGAUGGCAAAAUACUGUUAUUGCAUGAGAAAUGGGUCAAAAAAAUCAGAAGCUUAGUCAAAUUUAAGGAUAAAGGAAAACUUGAAUCAUUAUUUGUUUCAUAGAUCACAAAGAAAGAUAAAUGGGUUCAUCAAACCUGUGGAACUGGAAGCCAGCAUAUGGAAGACCACUUAACAUUGGCAUCAGAAUGUUAAGGACUUCCUUGUAGAGACAAACAAAAAGGAUGGUCUCAGUGGCCAGUUCUCGGUGAGCUGUAAGAUUUCAGCACUUACCUUCCAACCGAGGGAAAACUCCUGUAAAUGCUGGCUGGAUGUAGAAGAUAAGACCUGUAUCAGUUGAUUUGCUGGGAUAAUACUGCCUCGGGUGGCAGCCAAAAAUGCAGUUUAUGAGACUUAGUAAACUCCAUGUGCUGAAGCAGUUGGCAAGUGGAUGUCGAAAUGUGGGACACACUAUGUUCAACAAAUACCUUCUUCUCACCAAUGUUGGAAUCUCCAUGUGCCUCUCUGCUACUGGUGAUGUCAUCCAGCAACAUUACGAGAUGAUGCAUAACGAAAGAAAAAAUGUGGAGUUAAUAAGAACCCGAAACAUGUCCAUAUCAGGAGUUACUGUUGGUGUUGUAUGUCACUUUACAUAUAACUACUUAGAUAAAAAGCUACCUGGAAGAUCUCUGCAGACAGUUCUGAAAAAGGUUGUGGUGGAUCAACUUGUAUUUUCUCCCAUAUAUUUAACUGUGUUUUUCUUCACUCUGGCCAUAUUAGAGGGUUCUAACUGGGUGACACUAAAGAAAGAAGUUACUCACAAGGCGUGGCGGCUGUACCUAGCAGAAUGGCUAAUUUGGCCUCCAGCACAAGUAAUAAAUUUCUAUUUUUUACCAACAAAAUUUCGUGUGCUGUAUGACAAUACCAUAUCUCUUGGGUUUGAUAUAUACACUUCAUACAUCAAACAUAAUAUAUCUAUUGAGGAAGAAAAAGUGGCUCUAGAAGAAAAGUGAUCAAUAUUUCUUGCUUAGAUGCUGUAACAAUAAUAUAGUGGCUGUGAUAAUAAAAGUAUGUCAUGUUCAUUUCGAAGGUGUUCCCUACUCUUAUUUCAUAAAUGGGUCAAAAAUACUCUUUUAUUUAUUGUUUUGGUAUUAGAACAGUCCUUGCAGAGAGAUUGUUAAGUAGUGAAGUUUAUAUGUGAAAUGAAUUGUACAUUCCAUCCUGUUGAUAGUUCAACACAAGUGUACAAAUAAAUAAUGACCAAUAAACGAUGCUUAAACUGAAUAAA
Messenger RNA from Schistocerca nitens (vagrant locust), 1573 nucleotides. RefSeq names its product mpv17-like protein 2. NCBI's taxonomy places the organism in Eukaryota, Metazoa, Arthropoda, Insecta, Orthoptera, Acrididae. The transcript has 5 exons. Gene Ontology annotation, cellular component: cytoplasm; membrane. Gene Ontology annotation, biological process: mitochondrial ribosome assembly. The coding region runs from base 684 to 1298 and encodes 204 amino acids. The record is from RefSeq and is a predicted model, not a curated record.